CUGUCUGCUGAGAUUUGGCUGGGAAAUGUCUCGUGCGGGUUUGAGCUGCCCGGGCUGCGGCUCUGUCAGUAUUGUGGACGAUGAUCUGUACUGCCAGGCUCAGUUGGUGUGUGUGGACUGCGGCUAUGUGGUGUCUGAGGGUACUCUGGCCGAUGAUCCAGUUGGAGGUGCAGUUGUCAGCUACAUCAGAACCACAGCUGUGGAAAAAAGACUCUGUGCAAACAUGAUAAAAGGUCGGCAGCGUGUGAGAGAAAUAUCUCAAGUUCUGAGGGUCCGCAGUGACAUUGAGGAGUUGGCGUUGACAUAUUACAAGCAGGCCUAUGAGCACGAGAAUUUCAUCAACGUGAGCCUCCACAUGAAAGAAGCUCUUGCGGGUUGCUGUGUGCUUGUAAGCUGCAGGCAACUUAACUGGCCCAUGACUUUGGGAACCAUCAGCUCCCUGCUGAAUGUUGACCAGACAACUGUGGGAAGGGUUCAUCUAGAGAUGAUCGAGACCCUCAACAUCAAGACUUCCUCAGUCAGCAUCACUGAUAUCAUAGAUUCGCAUUGUCAAGAAUACAAAAUAAGCUCACUUCACGUUCCUGAAGAAUUGGCGGAGGACUCCAAGGAGUUGACAAAACGAGCUGUGGCACUAGUGGAGCUUGCUGCAGAUUCCUGGAUUGUGACUGGCAGGAAGCCCUUGCCAAUCAUGAUGGCUGCAGUAUAUCUGGCCUGGCAGUCUUUAAAACCCAACAAAUGUCGUCUAAAACUCUCUCUGGACAAAUUCUGUAAGUUGGCCAAAGUGCAAAGGCACAAGCCUGCUUUUGAAAGAAUAGCUGAGUUGAAGGAGGUGCUGUGUAAGCUAGGUAAGGAAAUUCCAUGGGUCAGGGAAGCGGUCACACCAGAUACUGUUGUUCCACUGGUGGGAGAUAUUCUGCACAACAGGUAUGCUCUGCUAAGGAGGGCUCUGAGAGCCCAUGAGGACAGUCUGCAGGCAGACAAUCAGAUCAGCUGUGAAAGCACACCAACAGUGGGGGGCAUCUCUGUGUGUGGAGAUCAGACUGCAAAUGCAUCUUUUGUGGAGCAACAGCAUUUGGGCGCUGGAGAUGGAGGCAGUACACAAACAGUGUCAAACCAAAGCAACACUCAGAGCCAAGAUCUGGCACCAAACUGGGGAAAGAGGGUGCUGUUUGCUCCCCCGUGUGUGAUUCGUGCUAAGAGGAGGAGAGAGGAGCAGCCUGAACUAGAUGUAAAUGGUGAUGAGGAAAUCUCUGACACUGAAAUUGAUUCAUACAUCCGCACUCCACAAGAAGCUCGAGAGUUUGCUCUGACACAGAAGAUGCUGUCUUCAUCUGACACUGAACAUUAAUAAGUUAUCGUUGUAUUAAAGCUGUGCUGCAUGUAUUCCAAUGAAAAUGCGGAUAUUUUCCUUUGUAUUUAACUUUGUCAUAUUGACCUUUUUAUGCAGUUUUUUGUUUAUCUGUUUUUUUUUUGUUUGUUUUUUUUUGUCCAGGUCAAACAGCAGACUCUUUUCUUCUUUACAUUCGAUUUACAAAAAUAUUUAAUUUAAUUUCAAAAUAAAGAGUUUGGAAUAUUAUGCAUAAUGCCUGGAAACCGAAUGUAAGGAUCCCAAAUCAACAUGUACAGUAUAAUGUUAGUUUGUUUUACAAAAAUAUAUAAAUUGAAACAUUUUUGUUCACGUCAUCCACAUUAUAUUGGAAAGUGUCUGAUGUUCUGAAUUAAUGUUAAUACAGUCUGUGUUGAAUAGUUUAUUCCUCAAUAUUUUAUAGAGUGGAAACAGCUCUGUCAGCACUUAUAAUUGGGACAGAACUGUUUUCACAUCUUAAUUUUUCAUCAACAGAAUUUUUUGGUUACAGUUGGAGUUUGGAGAAUAUUAUAUACAGAUAUUGUCCCCCUUUCUAAAUGAAGUUAGCCUGUUAUGUUUGGGUGGAAGGCCACACCUCAAUAUUUCUUUUUACCUUGUUCACCCGCUCAGCAGUUUUCCUCUCGUUCUCGACCCCACCCUCCCUGUUCCUGUCUUUGUUCAUCUGUCCUUCCCUCCUUCAUCCAUUCAUCCUGGAGAUGGAGAAAGUGAAGCUCUCUAAACCACUGAAUUAAUAUGAAGCAAUUGUCUUGAAAUGGUUCAGUGUUAUAAAGCAUUUAACACAAUAGAAUAUGGUGACAUCUGGCCAACUGUCAGCGUGGCAUCUGCUUAGAAAAUAAAGACAGUGUGUCAAGAAACAGUAAGGCACAGUGUAACAAUAAAUGUUUGGUGUGUAUCUUGAAA
Melanotaenia boesemani (Boeseman's rainbowfish) is the source of this 2266-nucleotide messenger RNA. RefSeq names its product BRF2 RNA polymerase III transcription initiation factor subunit (gene brf2). The record is from RefSeq and is a predicted model, not a curated record. NCBI's taxonomy places the organism in Eukaryota, Metazoa, Chordata, Actinopteri, Atheriniformes, Melanotaeniidae. The transcript has 5 exons. Gene Ontology annotation, molecular function: TBP-class protein binding; RNA polymerase II general transcription initiation factor activity. Gene Ontology annotation, cellular component: transcription preinitiation complex; nucleus. Gene Ontology annotation, biological process: transcription initiation at RNA polymerase II promoter; transcription preinitiation complex assembly. The coding region runs from base 26 to 1348 and encodes 440 amino acids.